CGCGGCUGCUUGCUUCCUGCUCUCAUGUCCAUCUGAGUUGGUCAGGAUGACGUCCUUCCUGGCAGAUAUAUACAAGAGGAAGCUCUAUGGCUGGCUGCUAUAUGCUUUUGCGAGUGAAGUCUUCGUAAUUGUGUCCCUGACAUUGUUUCUGCCCGUCGCACUUGAGCAGUUCGCAAGGGACAAUGGCUAUCUCUUGCCAGACAAGACGGAGCCGUGCUUCAGCGCAACAACGAGCGCGGCCGAGGAGUCAGCGCGCUGCGUUGUGAAGAUCGGCUGGAUUUGGGUGGAUAGCGCGAGCUUCAGCCUUUAUGUCAACUCAAUGUCAGUUGCGCUGCAGGCGCUUACCGUCAUCUCCAUGGGCGGUAUAGCAGAUCAUGCUCCCCACCGAAAACCUCUGCUCCUCUUCUUUGCCUUCCUCGGCUCGCUCUCCGCGACUUGCUUCCUCCUCUUGCCAUCUACAUCUCCUGUAUGGUGGCUCUGCGCCGUCCUUGGUAUAUUCGCCAACGUUGGCUUCGGCGCCAGCGUCGUCGCCAUGAAUGCCUACCUGCCCGAGCUCGGACGUGAUGCACCGUCGGUUGUGCAGCUCGCACAGCAGGCAGACGACGAAGCCUCUCCGCUUCUCGAUCCUCCGGUCCCCACGGACGACUCGCCGUCCUCGCCUACGAAUGGCCCGAAGCGUAAUGCCCGCUACGAAGCCGAGCUCUCGCGCACGACGUCGCGUAUCUCGUCUAUGGGCAUCGCUUUCGGCUACGGUGCAGGCAUCCUUAUGCUUAUUCUCGCACUAAUCCCCGUCACCCUCCUCAAGGGCUCUACCUGGGCGCUGCGCCUCGCCAUCGGGCUCAGUGGCGUCUGGUGGGCGGUAUUCUCCGUAAUCGCAGGCGCGCUCCUUCCCUCUCCACCUCCCACCUCUGCCGCUGCCUUCGACGGCCCACCCUUCACCCUCCUCCCCGCCAUUUUGGCCGCCUGGCGCCGCCUCGGGGGCAUGCUCCGCCCCACCGAGAUUGCCAAGCUGCGCACCACCUUCCAGUACCUUGCCGCCUGGUUCCUCCUGUCCGACGCCUUCACCACCAUCACGUCUACCGCGCUCCUCUUCGCGAAGACGUCCCUGCAUAUGCCGCCCUCAUCUCUCAUCAUCAUCGGCGUGCUCUCACCCUUGUCGGGCAUCGCCGGCGCGCUCGUGUGGCCCGUCGUGCAGCGGAGGCUCGGGUGGUCUAAUCUGCGGGUCCUCAUUACGCUGGUGGUGGGCGUGAGCCUGAUCCCGGCGUAUGGGUGCAUUGGGUUCGCGGGGAUGAAGGUCGGCGGGUUGACAACGCCGGGGGAGAUGUAUGGGCUGGCAGUCGUGUUUGGCUCGGUUUAUGGGGCCUUCCAGAGUUAUGCAAGGGCGUUUUAUGCGGAGUUGUUGCCGCCAGGGGAGGAGGCUAGGUGGUACGGCCUCUUCUCCAUCACGGACAAGUCGAGCUCGUUCAUCGGCCCUCUCGUUGUCGGCUUCAUCGCUGAUGUGACUGGUAACAUCCGUUAUGCGUUCUUCUUCCUCAUCGUAAUGAUCUGGCUCGCACUGCCUAUCCUCAUGACCGUGAACGUCGAGCGCGGGAGGAGGGAUGCGCAGAAUUAUAGGUAUUCGUCGUGACCCUAGGUACUCCCCAUAACCUUCAGUACUCUUCACUCAUGACCCUUUCGUCGUAAGUUGCUGCCCUGAGCUCACGCUGCUAUGCUGCACCUCUCGACCAGACGAUGUACUAUAGUAUACUAUCAACUACCCUAUUAUCUCGUGCGCAGCUGCCGAAGACUUUCAUCCACAUAGCGUCCGUUGUCUGUACUCACUGCAUAUAAUUUGUGCUGUCGAUGUCUGCACGUCGGCCAGGCAUUCC
Schizophyllum commune H4-8 is the source of this 1868-nucleotide messenger RNA. Its product is annotated as MFS general substrate transporter. Gene Ontology annotation, molecular function: transmembrane transporter activity. Gene Ontology annotation, biological process: amino acid transmembrane export from vacuole. NCBI's taxonomy places the organism in Eukaryota, Fungi, Basidiomycota, Agaricomycetes, Agaricales, Schizophyllaceae. The record is from RefSeq and is a predicted model, not a curated record. The transcript has 6 exons. The coding region runs from base 47 to 1627 and encodes 526 amino acids.